AUGGCCGUGUCCAUCUCUCAACUGGCCUUUGAGCAUCACCGCGUUGCCCUUGGAAUUGCGGAGACCAAGCCUCGCAUUUCAUGGCGCUUCAGCGGCCACGCUCGAAACUGGGUACAAUCCUCUUACGACAUCCAGAUCAGCCGCGAUGGACAUGCCCAUGCCUCGGCAUCGUGCUACUCGACCGCCUCUUCCCAGUCUAUGUACGUCCCAUGGCCCAGUGAGCCGCUCAAGGCCACAGAGCGUGCGAAGGUCCGCGCCAGGGCAUAUGGCAACAAUGGCCAGUCGCCGACUCCCUGGUCUGACUGGGUUACUGUCGAGGCGGGACUCUUGACGAUCGAGGACUGGGCCGGUGCCGUACCUGUCGCCGCGGACCGCGAGACCGAGGUCGAUGGCCCAAAGAAACCCAUUUACUUUCGCAAGUCGUUCCUCGCUGGCCAUGACAUCGAGUCUGCGCGGCUAUACAUCACGGCGUUGGGCUUAUAUGAGGCCGAGAUUAACGGCAAGAGAGUCGGCGAUGCAGUUCUUUCGCCGGGGUGGCAGUCGUUCAACUACCGUCACGUGUAUGAUACGUACGACGUCACGGCCCUGAUCAAAGAUGGAGACAAUGCAAUUGGCGUCAGCAUCGGCGAGGGCUGGUUCGCAGGCAGGAUCUCAUUCUUAGAGAAACGCAACCUCUGGGGAGACACACUCGGCGUCCAGUCGCUGCUCAUAGUGACGCUCAAGAAUGGGAGCACCAUCAAAGUCCCCACAGAUGAGUCCUGGAAAGCAAACACGGGUCCCAUCGUGCAGUCGGAGAUAUACAACGGAGAGUCUUAUGAUUCUCGUUGGCUUGCCGUCAAGAAACUCUCACCGCUCAAGGGCAAGCUCGUGCCUGCAGACGGACCACCGGUUCGAAAACUUGAAGAGAGAAAGCCCGAGCGCAUCUUCAAGUCUGCGUCUGGAAAGACCCUCAUAGACUUGGGCCAGAAUAUGGUCGGAUGGCUUCGACUCAAUAACGUUGAAGGCCCCAGUGGCACCACCAUUACCCUUCGCCACGCCGAGGUCCUAGAAAACGAAGAGCUAGCGCUAAAGGCAUUGCGAUCUGCCAAAGCAACGGACACCUUUAUCCUGAAUGGAAACGGCAAGCAGACGUGGGAGCCGCACUUUACAUUUCACGGCUUCCGGUUUGCGCAGAUUGAUGGAUGGCCAAAGGACCAGCCCCUGUCUCAGGAUUCCAUUACGGGCAUCGUUGUCCACAGCGACCUCGAGCAGACGGGCUGGUUCGAGUGUUCGCACCAGCUCCUAAACCAGCUACACUCCAACCGCGCUGAGCGCCUUGGCUGGACCGGCGAUGCCCAUGUUUUUGGACCGACUGCCAACUUCCUCUACAACACGGCUGGCUUCUGGCGGGGCUGGCACAAGGACAUGUACUCUGAAAUGCAGCGGCAGGGUUCUAUGAGGGUUCCUUGGUUUGUUCCCACCGUACCGCCGGACAGCAACAACCCGCCUGGCGCCGUCUGGGGCGAUGUUUCGGUCGGCGGCCCCUGGAACCUUUUCCAGGCCUUUGGAGACGUCGGCAUGCUCAAGGAGCAAUACCCUCAGUCAAAGGGCUGGAUCGACAAGGGCAUCCCCCGCCAAGCAGACCGUCUCUGGGACCGCAGCGGUCAUCAGUUCGCAGACUGGCUCGACCCCAAGGCACCCCCUGAAGACCCCGGCGCCGCAACGACAGCCAAGUAUCUCGUUGCUGAUGCGUACUUGGUACGCAUGACGGAGUUGCUCGCCAGCAUGUCCACUGUCCUUGGCGAUAAGGCCGGCGCAGCCGAAUACCGCAAGCAGCACGCCGACCUCCGGACCAAGUUCCAGCAGGCGUGGAUCAAGGACGGUCAGAUGACCAAUCGUACGCAGACGGCUUAUGCUCUCGCCCUCGAGUUUGGCCUCUACACCGACGACAAGCAGAGGUGCGCCGCAGCAGACACUCUCCGCGAUAUCGUCUCCAAGAACGACUAUCUCGUCGGCACAGGCUUGGCUGGAACACCCGCCCUCGGCCCAGCAUUGCGCGACAUUGGCGCCGCCGACGACUUUUACAAGAUGCUCCUCCAGACCAAGGCCCCGUCCUGGCUGUACCAAGUCGUCCAGAACGGGACUACUACAUGGGAGCGCUGGGACAGCCUCCUACCCGACGGGCACGUCAACACGGAUUCCAUGACGAGCUUCAACCACUACGCCUUUGGCGCCGUCGCCGAUUGGAUUCACCGCACCAUCGGGGGUCUCGCACCCGCGGAGCCAGGCUGGCGAAUCGUCUCCGUGGAGCCCGUCCCCGGGGGCGGCAUCACGCGCGCUGACACAAAGUAUAUCAGCGGGUACGGCGAGGUACGCGCAAAGUGGCAGGUCGACGGUGGCAAGUUCAAGCUGCAGGUCUGGGUGCCGCCGAAUGCGCGCGCAAGGGUCAAGAUGCCCAAGAGCGGAAAGGUCAAGGAGGUGGGAUCUGGGUUCUACGAGUUUCAAGAGGCUGGACAUUACUACGGCAGGCUAUAG
Molecule: messenger RNA, 2514 nt
Organism: Hirsutella rhossiliensis
Lineage: Eukaryota; Fungi; Ascomycota; Sordariomycetes; Hypocreales; Ophiocordycipitaceae
Product: bacterial alpha-L-rhamnosidase 6 hairpin glycosidase domain-containing protein
Exons: 3
Coding region: 1-2514 (837 amino acids)
Biological process (GO): carbohydrate metabolic process
Source: RefSeq, a predicted model, not a curated record